GCUGCCGGACCGUCGGAAAUAAAUAAUAACAAAUAAAAGCGAAAAUCAAUGGACGACGGCGAGCUGAUUAAAUUAAUAGAGAGUCACCCGAUCCUGUACGACAAGGACAGCGCGCGGAGCGUGAAGAAUGCGGCCCAGAAGGACGCGGCCUGGAAGGCCAUCUCCCAGAAGCUGGGCGCCUCCGAGAGGGCGUGCAUUACGCGCUGGAAGAGCAUUCGCGAUCGUUUCGGCAAGGAGUUCCGCCGCUUCCAGGAGCAUCCCGACGAGCCCACCUACUGGGACAUGUUCCCGCGCCUGCUCUUCCUCAAAGACCACUACAAGCAGGGACUGGCCCGGAACGAGAGUCUGGACGGGAUGCGCUUUGAGCCAAGGGAGCGAAAGAAGCGGUCGAAAGUGGACUUGGAGCAGGAGAAGCGGAGGAAGGACGAGGAUGAGGACGACUGCCAGGACGACCUGCUGAACGAACAGCUCAUUGAGCUGGUCAAGAUGCAUCCGGUGUUGUAUGACCGCCACAAGAUCAGGGUCUCCAAGAACCUGGCGGCCAAGAACGAAGCCUGGCGGGAGAUUUCCCAGAACUUGAAUGUGUCGGAGGAACUUUGCUACAACCGCUGGAAGAGGCUGCGCGAUCGCUUCGCCAGGGAGUACCGCAGUCAGCAGAUCAACCAGUCCACUCCCAUUACAUGGCGGUACUUUAAUGAGCUCCUCUUCCUGGGCCGCCACUUUCGCAAGGGAGUGCCUCUGAUUUUGGAAAACAUCAAGCGGCGCGGGCGUCCGCCAAAGUCCAGCACUCCUUCGGGGAAUCCCAGCAAGCAGCAAGAGGGUAUGGUGAUCUCCAGUGGCGAGCAGAUCUGGGGCGCCGACUAUCCGUACAGCACGGAUAACGACGAGCUGGAGGAUGAUCUGGAGCUGGCCUACGACGAGGAGAUAGAAAUUCUCUCCGAGGCCGAGCAGUCAACGCCCUACGACUUUAUCCUCAGUGAGGCCACUCCCUCGCAGCACUUGGAGCCCCCUCAGCAGCUGCAUGUGACCACCACUACGCCGGCCGUAACGGAGGAGAUUAUUCACACUAUCGACAGAGCGAAUCCCGUCUUAGAGGAGGCGUCCUCUCUUGCCGAGAACUCCACAACGCCCGCCGCCACCUCCGACAAACUACUGACCACCGUGAUUGCCAACAUGGAGACCGUCCUCCAGCAAUCGCGGGAGCUGCAGGCCCAAAUCCAGCACGAGCAGGAGCAGGAGCGGGAGCAGCGAAGUGCCACGCCGGCCAACGGCUUGCUGGCCAAGGCUCAGAUGCUGCUGGACGGCCUGAGUCCGUUGGAACGGGCCAGUGCCGAGCGCAAGAUCGUGCAGUUCCUGUGCCAGUGCCAAAUCAAAGCGUUGGACGGGGAGGAUAUCGAGGAUGUGGCGCCUUGCCAGGUGAUUAACUGACAGGAGGUGUGGCCUAGGGUUCCUAUCUAGCUAGUUGUAAAUAUUACAUUCUUUGAACCACCAGUGUUGGACAGUAGGUGUACAUGUGUAAUCGAAAACUAUCGUUACCGGACGCCACCCGCUAGAGGUCGCUGAAACAUUCAAAGCAGAGUCCGUAACGCCCAUUCAAAGGCAGACCAAAAUAAAUAAAAUGCCGCCCACGCCGGCACCAUUUAUUGCAAUUAAUAACGAACAAAUU
This is a messenger RNA of Drosophila biarmipes, 1666 nucleotides long. RefSeq lists its product as uncharacterized. The transcript has 3 exons. The record is from RefSeq and is a predicted model, not a curated record. Lineage: Eukaryota; Metazoa; Arthropoda; Insecta; Diptera; Drosophilidae. Gene Ontology annotation, cellular component: transcription regulator complex; nucleus. Gene Ontology annotation, biological process: regulation of transcription by RNA polymerase II. Bases 49 to 1428 code for a protein of 459 amino acids.